Frankliniella occidentalis (western flower thrips) is the source of this 1560-nucleotide messenger RNA. Its product is annotated as enhancer of split mbeta protein-like. Gene Ontology annotation, biological process: regulation of transcription by RNA polymerase II; regulation of neurogenesis; anterior/posterior pattern specification. Lineage: Eukaryota; Metazoa; Arthropoda; Insecta; Thysanoptera; Thripidae. The record is from RefSeq and is a predicted model, not a curated record. Bases 196 to 921 code for a protein of 241 amino acids. The transcript has 2 exons. Gene Ontology annotation, molecular function: DNA-binding transcription factor activity, RNA polymerase II-specific; protein dimerization activity; RNA polymerase II cis-regulatory region sequence-specific DNA binding. Gene Ontology annotation, cellular component: nucleus.
CACUCCGGCCAUCAUUCCAAGUUGAGCUCUCGAGCAGUGCACAUCGUGCCUUGCCCGCUCUCUGCCGCAGUCGUCUCUGACUCUGCUCUCGUCGUCUGCUCGACUCCCUUGGAUUACCCGCCUUACGAGCUUCUCGUCGUGUGUCGUGCCUUAGUGCAGUGCAGUGUUCAGUGCCUUGUGUGAACAGCAAUCAUCAUGAUCAGCGAACAAGCUAUGUCUCCCGUCGACAUGGACAUGGAUAUGGACAUGGAGCAGGUCCAGCCCAUCUCAAGGACUUACCAAUACAGAAAGGUGAUGAAGCCCAUGCUUGAGCGCAAACGCCGCGCCCGCAUCAACCGCUGCCUGGACGAGCUCAAGGAGCUGAUGGUCGGCGCCCUGACUGCCGAGGGCGAGAAUGUCAGCAAGCUGGAGAAGGCCGACAUCCUGGAGCUGACCGUGCGCCACCUCCACCGCCUGCGCCGCGAGCAGCGCCUGGCCGCCAACCCUGUGACCGAUGCCGACCGUUUCCGCGCCGGAUUCACUCACUGUGCCACCGAAGUGUCGCGUUGCCUCGCCGCCACCCCCGGCGUCGACGUGCAGCUCGGCACCACGCUCAUGACCCACCUCGGCCACCGCCUCAACGAGAUGGACAAGCUGGCACCCCUCAGCGUCCAGGUCGCCGCCACCACCCCGUCCUCCGCGACGCCCCCUGCGUCUCCCGCCUCCUCUGCCUCCUGCCCGUCGCCGGCGCCCCAGGAGUACGCCAUGCCGUUGACACCCGCCUCUUCCCGCAACUCCGCGUCGCCGCGCGCACCCUCCCCAAUCACCUCCGCCGUGGCGCCCGCCCACCACUCCAUGGAGUUCACCGGCGGCCUCCUCAAGGUUGUCGACUACUCCGUCAAGAAGCCCGUCGAAGUCGAGCCCAUGUGGCGCCCGUGGUAAACGCAAGUGCAAGUUGCGUGGGAUGAUGUGUAAAUGUACUGUAUGUGCCUUAAAUUUGCUGAUGCUCGUGUGCCUUUCACAAAUGCUCAGUGUGUGUGUGUUUUGAGCUUAACUGAUUCGGAAGGGUGUUUUUGCCAUUCAUGGGUUAAUAGGGCUUUCAAGGAUAGUCUAUAUUUAAUAAUUAAGAAAGAUUUUCAGACUAUCACUUUGUACAACUUGUAGACUGCUUGUUAAGUCAAGAAAAUUUGAGGAUCUCAAUCAACUUUGUACUGUGGAGAUAUAGACUUUAAUGGUUUAAAAGCUUUAAUGUAGAGAACCUGUGGAGGGGUGGGAGGGAUUUACCAAUAUUAUGGAUCUCAUUUGUGGGCAUUUAAAUAGGUUCCUUAAUUUUUAAGAGGGUCCAAGCUUUAAUUAGAUUGGGUAAAUAUGUUGACACUUCUGCUUUUUGAAAAUAUGUUGAAAGCUAAAGGUUAUUUUGAGUAGGAAGUGUUGAUUGUGAUUGUUACUUUGUACCUGUGAUAGAUCAUAUAUUGAUGUUUCAUGCCUUGGCAAAUUUAUUUAGAUGUUUGAGUUGUAUUGCAAGCAUAUCUGUGAUACAUCACCAUUUCAAUUUUUAAAUAUAAUUGAAAUUUAAUCAAA